GGGGGGACCAUGGCCGACGUGUUCCCGGCCAACGACUCCACCGCGCCCCAGGACGUGGCCAACCGCUUCGCCCGCAAAGGGGCGCUCAGGCAGAAGAACGUGCAUGAGGUGAAGGACCAUAAAUUCAUCGCCCGCUUCUUCAAGCAGCCCACCUUCUGCAGCCACUGCACCGACUUCAUCUGGGGGUUUGGAAAACAAGGCUUCCAGUGCCAAGUUUGCUGUUUUGUGGUUCACAAGAGGUGCCAUGAAUUUGUCACGUUUUCCUGUCCGGGUGCGGAUAAGGGACCCGACACAGAUGACCCCCGAAGCAAGCACAAGUUCAAGAUCCACACCUACGGCAGCCCCACCUUCUGCGAUCACUGUGGGUCGCUGCUCUACGGCCUCAUCCACCAGGGAAUGAAAUGCGACACCUGUGACAUGAAUGUGCACAAACAAUGCGUCAUCAACGUGCCCAGCCUGUGCGGCAUGGACCACACUGAGAAGAGGGGUCGCAUCUACCUGAAGGCGGAAGUCACUGAGGAGAAGCUGCAUGUCACAGUACGCGAUGCAAAAAAUCUCAUCCCCAUGGAUCCAAAUGGGCUUUCAGAUCCAUAUGUGAAGCUGAAACUUAUUCCUGAUCCCAAGAAUGAGAGUAAGCAGAAAACCAAGACCAUCCGAUCCACUCUGAACCCCCAGUGGAAUGAGUCCUUCACCUUCAAAUUAAAACCAUCCGACAAAGACCGCCGACUGUCUGUAGAAAUCUGGGACUGGGAUCGGACUACGAGGAAUGAUUUCAUGGGCUCCCUGUCCUUCGGCGUUUCCGAGCUCAUGAAGAUGCCAGCCAGUGGAUGGUAUAAGCUGCUGAACCAAGAAGAAGGUGAGUACUACAAUGUACCCAUUCCAGAAGGGGAUGAAGAAGGAAACAUGGAACUCCGGCAGAAGUUCGAGAAAGCCAAGCUGGGUCCUGCGGGUAACAAGGCGGCGAGCUCAUCGGAGGAGCGGAGACAGUUGUCCAACAACCUCGACAGAGUGAAGCUCUCCGACUUCAAUUUCCUCAUGGUGCUGGGGAAGGGGAGUUUUGGCAAGGUCAUGCUGGCUGACAGGAAGGGCACAGAGGAGCUGUAUGCCAUCAAGAUCCUCAAAAAGGACGUAGUGAUCCAAGACGAUGAUGUGGAGUGCACCAUGGUAGAGAAGCGUGUGCUGGCCCUGCUGGACAAGCCCCCCUUCCUCACGCAGCUGCACUCCUGCUUCCAAACAGUGGAUCGGCUGUACUUCGUCAUGGAAUACGUCAACGGUGGGGAUCUCAUGUACCACAUCCAACAAGUCGGCAAAUUUAAGGAGCCACAGGCAGUAUUCUACGCAGCCGAGAUUUCCAUUGGGCUGUUCUUUCUGCACAAACGAGGCAUCAUUUAUAGGGACCUGAAGUUAGAUAAUGUCAUGCUGGAUGCUGAAGGACACAUCAAGAUUGCUGAUUUCGGGAUGUGCAAGGAGCAUAUGAUGAACGGGGUCACAACCAGAACCUUCUGUGGGACUCCGGAUUACAUCGCCCCUGAGAUCAUCGCUUAUCAGCCAUAUGGAAAAUCCGUGGACUGGUGGGCCUACGGUGUCCUGUUAUAUGAGAUGCUGGCAGGGCAGCCUCCGUUUGAUGGCGAGGAUGAAGAUGAGCUUUUCCAGUCGAUCAUGGAGCACAAUGUGUCCUACCCCAAGUCCUUAUCCAAGGAAGCUGUCUCCAUCUGCAAGGGAUUGAUGACCAAGCACCCUGGCAAGCGGCUGGGCUGUGGGCCUGAGGGUGAGAGGGAUGUGCGCGAACACGCCUUCUUCCGGAGGAUCGACUGGGAGAAGCUGGAGAGCAGGGAGAUCCAGCCGCCCUUCAAGCCUAAAGUGUGUGGCAAAGGCGCGGAAAACUUCGACAAGUUCUUCACCCGAGGGCAGCCUGUCCUCACCCCGCCCGACCAGCUGGUCAUCGCUAACAUAGACCAGUCCGAUUUCGAAGGCUUCUCCUACGUCAACCCCCAGUUCAUACACCCCAUUCUCCAGAGCGCAGUAUGAAACUCGGCGGGGAGACCGAACGCCUCCCUCUCUCCUUGAUCUCCCACCCUCCCACCCAGUCCCUGACCGUGGGAAGUGACCCUCAACCCUAAAAUUUGAAGGCCUCGGCCUUGUCCCUCCUUCCAGAUGGAGGAGGCCUGAAAAUUGUAGGGUUCCUUAGUCCAGAUGUGAGCAGCUGUUUCAAUGUCUCUCUCUCUCCUCCUUCCCUUUCCCCCUCCUCUACCAGCCCUAACCAAGAACGUUCUCUUAGUGGAGGAUAAUGUUAUAUCCAGUGUCCAGCUUAACGAUGUAAAGUCGCACCAGGAAAUUGGUAUCCUCUUCAGAGAGAGCGAACAGACUCUUGUCCCCUUUUUUGGUACGAUUUGAUAUUCUGCCCCUAACCCUACACCUGUCCACCGACACCAUCAUGACCCCCCCGGCGGCCAGAGAUGUGAAGUGAGCUUGCCCUGGACACAGGCUGGAAAUUGGCAGCCCACCACCACCACCCAAGACAACAAUGGAAUGAAAAAGCAGCAGAAGAACCCAGAGAGUGAGCAAGUUGAGAUUGGAGGGGGAGUCAGUAUGGCUUUGAAAUGCUUUGGGGGAGACAGUCCUUAGAGCCCCUGGAGGCUGGGACGCACCUAAUCCUUACAGGACUCAUUACAGGCUCAUUAAUGUUCCCCAAUGUCAUGACCCCAAUAAGGUCUAGCAGACACCUGUUUCUUCUAAAA
Molecule: messenger RNA, 2738 nt
Organism: Suncus etruscus (white-toothed pygmy shrew)
Lineage: Eukaryota; Metazoa; Chordata; Mammalia; Eulipotyphla; Soricidae
Gene: PRKCA
Product: protein kinase C alpha
Exons: 17
Coding region: 10-2028 (672 amino acids)
Biological process (GO): protein phosphorylation
Molecular function (GO): zinc ion binding; diacylglycerol-dependent serine/threonine kinase activity; ATP binding
Source: RefSeq, a predicted model, not a curated record